AUGUCAUCGUCCGUUCAUUUCAAAUUCAAGUCCCAGAAAGAGCCAUCUCGGGUGACUUUUGACGGCACCGGUAUAUCUGUCUUUGAACUCAAGCGAGAGAUCAUCAGCCAGAGUAGAUUGGGUGAUGGAUCUGACUUCGAGUUGUCCAUUUACAAUGAAGACACUAAAGAAGAGUACGACGAUGACACCACCAUCAUACCCCGGUCUACCUCCGUCAUAGCUCGCCGAUUACCAGCAGUUCGUCCCGGAAAAGGCGGCGCUGCCCGCUAUGUCUCCGGUAAAAUGCCCGUCAAUGCCCGCAACGCUUCCCGCACCGAGCCAUUAAUCACUCGAGCGCUCCCCGGAACUGGCAGUGUCAACAACAACGUCCUCGAACUCAAUAAUGCACAAACUGAGGAAGAAAAGAUUAAUGCGCUCUUCAAUCUUCAAGCCAGUCAAUGGCAAGAGCAACAGCAGGAGAUGGCCAAGUCAAUGUUCCUGAUCACCCCCCCGCCUCCUGGUUAUCUGUGUUACCGCUGCAGAGAGAAAGGUCACUGGAUUCAGGCAUGCCCCACAAACAAUGACCCAAAGUUCGACGGCAAAUAUAGGGUCAAACGGUCCACUGGUAUCCCCCGGUCUCUGCAAACCAAGGUUGAAAAGCCAGAGUCUCUGGCCCCCGACGGCUCUAGUGAUGACGCAAGGAAUACAGGGGUAAUGGUCAAUGCAGAUGGUGAUUUUGUCAUCGCGAAGCCGGAUAAGGCGGCCUGGGAACUGUAUCAAGAGAAGGCGAAGGCGUCUGCUGCUGCCGCCGCGGAAGCAGCCGCCGCGGAGGAAAGCAAAGAACUACAGGCUCGGGGUUUGGAAUGCCCAAUUGACAAGAGAAUGUUCUUAGAGCCAACAAAGACACCAUGUUGCCAGAGGACAUAUUGCAAUGAUUGUAUUUCGAAUGCUUUGAUUGAAAGUGAUUUCGUCUGCCCCGGAUGUUCUACAGAGGGAGUUCUGCUCGAUAACCUUACACCCGAUGAGGAGGCGACAAGGCAGAGGCGAAAAAGGACAAAGAAAAGCAGCCCCCCAGGCCAGGAUGGCAUAUCAGCUAACGGAAACCUUGACCACGAUGAGUUCAAGGUCAAUUCUCAGGAGCGAUCUCCGCCCCGUCAGGAAAUGGUCAAUGCAGACACGUCCGCUGAAUCAAAAAAGCGGCCAGCUGAAGACGACCCAGUCCUCGAAGUGGAUGGCGAUAGCACCAGCAAUGUGACAAAAAAGCAAAAAGGAGAGGACGACUCUGGUGCCCCGGGUACUGAAAUCACUGCUCAUGAGGGUCCGACUGGUGCUGGUAUGCCAUUCAAUCCUCAAAUUCCUUUUGGGGGAUUUGGCAUGAUACCUCCUUUUUCAGAAUCCGGGUUUGGUAACGACUCCAUGGGAUUCAUGAACCCCAUGGCUAUGGCCAACGGCUUCCCCAAUCCGAUGGGCCCGGGAUGGAAUCCGAUGAACAUGCCUUUCAAUCCGCUUCAGGCCGGCAUGUAUGGCGACCAAGGCAACGGAUUCUCCAACAUGUUUAACGGGGAUCCGUCCAUGUCGAUGUUUCCCAUGGCCCAGAUGGCUGGACAGAUGCAAAAUCCCGGUUUCCAGGGCCCGGGUAUGAACAACUUUUCAAACCAACAGCGGACUGCAUUCGGGGGCCCCUAUUCUCGUGAGGAGGAUUCACCAUAUUUCCGUCAACCCGUCAACCCACAACGCCAUCAAGCCCGGAAUCGAAGGGUGCGGCCAAGUGACUACCGAGAAUUAUAA
Molecule: messenger RNA, 1767 nt
Organism: Penicillium maclennaniae
Lineage: Eukaryota; Fungi; Ascomycota; Eurotiomycetes; Eurotiales; Aspergillaceae
Product: cleavage polyadenylation factor subunit MPE1
Exons: 4
Coding region: 1-1767 (588 amino acids)
Biological process (GO): mRNA processing; protein ubiquitination; ubiquitin-dependent protein catabolic process
Cellular component (GO): nucleus
Molecular function (GO): nucleic acid binding; zinc ion binding; ubiquitin protein ligase activity
Source: RefSeq, a predicted model, not a curated record